Messenger RNA from Megalops cyprinoides (Indo-Pacific tarpon), 3527 nucleotides. RefSeq names its product embryonal Fyn-associated substrate (gene efs). The record is from RefSeq and is a predicted model, not a curated record. Gene Ontology annotation, biological process: cell migration; cell surface receptor protein tyrosine kinase signaling pathway. Gene Ontology annotation, cellular component: plasma membrane; cytoplasm. Lineage: Eukaryota; Metazoa; Chordata; Actinopteri; Elopiformes; Megalopidae. The transcript has 8 exons. Bases 288 to 3380 code for a protein of 1030 amino acids. Gene Ontology annotation, molecular function: protein binding.
CUCCCGCACGGAGACGGGCAGGGCGAAGCAGGCGAACAAAAAACAGAGAAAGAAAGCGAGAGGGACGGGGGCACCGUGCGACCAUGGCCGUUUUCACCGGGACCGAUCACAGUACGGAGCGGGGUGCUUUCCCGGAUUAUUGAUUGACGCGUUUUUUUUUAAAGUAAACGAUCCGCUCCCCCCGGCCCUGGUUCUGGGUCCGAUGGCCCGCGCUGUGUGUGGAUGAGUGGGCCCAGCGCCUGGAGACGAGUGAGCGAGCGUGAAGCCGAGGAAGAGCCGCCAUCGCCAUGACGCUGUCGACGGUGCUGGCGAAGGCUCUGUUUGACAAUGUGGCAGAGAGCGCGGAGGAGCUGGCCUUCAGGAAGGGGGAUAUCCUGAUGGUGCUGGAGCAGGACAGCAGUGGUCCUGGCUGGUGGCUCUGCUCACUGCAUGGCCGACAGGGUAUCGCACCGGCCAAUCGGCUGCGUCUCCUCAACACCUCCCAGCCGUGCCCCGCCCCCAACGCAGACCCCGCCUCCGCCUACCUCUGCCCCUCCUCCUGCCCCGCCACCCGUCCCGCCGCUGAAGACUCUGUGUACCUGUCACCUGGCCCGGUGCCUCGGGUCGCCCAGCUGGAGCCCCCUGCGGGUGGAGACGUGGGGGAAGGGGUGUACCUGUCCCCCCCCAGCCUGGGUGCCCCGCCCCGUGGCGAGGGCCGGCCCCGGACCCGCUCCAGCUCCAGCUCCCGUCCACGGCCGGACUGGGAGGUGGGUGUGACCGGUCGAGCACGCUCCCCCUCCCUCAGGGGCCGAGGGGCGGAUGCAGGCACCCCCAAACAUCAGAGCCUGUACCAGACCCCCCCCAGCCCCAUCCCUGCUGCCACCCAGCCACCCGGGGGGUACCCCAACUCCCGCGGGGGACCCCUGUCUGAGUCCGUGUACCUGGCCCCCAGCGGGAUUCCGCGGGUGGCCCCUGAAGGCCCUGCCCAGCCCCGUGGAGCAGAGACGGACACCUACCUGGUCCCUCGAGAAGCCGUCGGGGUGGGCAAUUCAGAAGGGUGCUACCUCGUGCCCAGGGUCACUGUGAUGCCCAGCGAAGAGGUAUACCAAACUCCAACGGGGGGUGGGGCCGUGGCAGGCCCCGCCCCAGUCACACCCGCUGGCACAGGGAAUGCUGCAGGCAGCUCCACCCGUGAUGUGUGCCCCACCCAUGGUCCAGGGCCCAAGAAGACCCCCCUGCCCCCCUCCUCAAAUGGAGUAGCCCUCCUUCCUCAGGCUGUGGGGCAGGAGGCCCCUGGGCUGUACCAGACCCCUUCUCUGCGAGGGGGUCUACCCAAAACUCCUCAGAAUGAGCGGAAACUCCCCAGGGAGGGCGCAGUGCCCAGCGGUGCCCCUUCCCCAGCAGGGGGGUCAGUCCGACACACCCCCACUCCUGCUCAGGGGUCCCCCCGACCACAGGGCCCCCCCGGUGCUGUGGGUAAGGCCGUGCCCCCCACCCCCCCCGGCGGCCGCGGGAAACUGCCCCAGGCCUCCGUCAGGAACUCGCCUGUCCUGCCGAGAGCGGGGCGUGGCAGGGUGCAGGGGUCCCCAAACUUCGCCCGCAAGCCUCCGCCCCCUGCACCGCCGGUUAGAGGGGUCACCAAGAAGGACACGCCCCCAUCUGUCCCUCCUGGGGCUACCUCAAACCAGGAGGGGCAGAAGGAUGGGAGGAUGGAGGAAGAAAACAAGAAAACUAAGAAGAAAGUGUCUGAGGAGGGAGAGUACGAAGAGCCAGAUGACGAGAUUCUCAGCAACCAGGUGUAUGACACACCUCCAACCAGCAGGUGGCAGCACACGGUAGCACCAGCAGCCUGUGAGGAUGACAGCAUCUAUAACACCCCCCGUGUCCUCCCCCCACAGGCUGACCAAGGGUCAGAGGUCUACGAUGUCCCCACACUGCCACUGGCCAUUACAUCAGGCACCCUUCAGGAAACCUACAGUAUCCCAGCAGCCCUUGCAGUAGGAAGCGAGACGGAGGAGGAUGUGUACAGUGUCCCCUCCCUCCCUGGGCUGUCAGUGGGGCCGAGCGAGCUGUCCCCUGGCUCCGGGGGCGAGGUGGAACAGGGCCAGCUGUACUCGGUGCCAGGAUCAGGCAGGCGGGCGGACAUGGUGCUGUUCUCUGAGGAGCCACACGAGGGCGCCGAGUCGGAGUGCGGCAUCUACGACAUGCCUGCCCUGACGGUGGACGCGCCGACCUCCUCCACACGCCGCUCCUCCGUCUCCAGCACCAGCUCGGGGGACGUCCAGUGGAGGAGCUCCCUCUCUGCCCUCAUCCAGUCUGCUCUGAACUCCACCUCCCUCUCUGCGACCUCCCGUGACCUGGCCACCUCAUUGGCCGACAUCCUGUCUGUCUGGAAGGCCAGCCAAGAGUCGGAGGCUCCCCUGCCUGUCCAGCAGGCCUGGUCCCGCCUCUCUGAUCUGCUCCCCGCCCUCUCUGUGGGUAGCUCCUCCCCUCCUUCUGAGGCUUUGCUGUCAUUGGUCCGCCGGGCCCUGGAGGACUCCGCCUCCCUCUUACAGAGCCAGGCUGUCCCUGCGCUGGGCCGGCCUCGCCUCCCUUCUCAGGAGUCCCUGUCACGGCGGCCACUGCCGGCGCUGCCAGUGGCUGAGGUGAAGCCUCUGACCGUGGGCAUGGGGGGCCGCAAGGGCAGCUGGAUCCAGGAGAGACCCCUCCCUCCCCCGCCCCCUCCCAGCUUCCCGCUGCCCCCUGCGCCCCCACAACUCAUCCCCACCAAUGGGCAGCCGGAGGAGGAGGACUUUGGGAAUGAGUACGCAGGGAUUGGUCUAACUGCUACCCCGCCCCCCACCUGCAGUGGGGCCGACAGUGGAGGAUAUGUGAAGCUGCAGGGGAAGCUGGCACCGUCUGUGCCCAUCCCCACAGAGAACACCCCUCCCCCAGCUGACCCCCCCUCGGCAGAGCAGCGGUCCAGCCCGUCCCCUCCGCUGCCGGUCUCUCUCUCCCUGGAGGACUUGGAGCUGCUGUCCUUCUACUCCACACAGAGCCUGUCUCACCUGUCCUGCCUGGCCAACUCUAUCGAGGACCUCUUCACCAGUGUGCAGGGGAACAAGCCGCCCCGCGACUUUGUUUCCAGGGGGAAGAGCUUGAUCGUGACGGCCCAUAAGCUGGUGUUCAUCGGGGACACGCUGUCCCGUCUGCUGUCUUCCCCCGACCUCAGGGCAAAGGUCACCACCUCAGGAGGGCGGCUGUGUCAGGCCCUGAAAGCAGUUGUCGUGGCAACCAAGGGAGCAGCCCAGAAUUACCCAUCAGUCCCUGCCACGCAGGAAAUGGUGGACCGCGUGGCCGAGCUAUCCCAGCAUGCCGCGGGAUUCUCCACACUGCUGCAGCGACUCGCGGAUAUAUCCUGAAGCCUUCAUUAUAAACAUCUUCCCUUUAAAUGCCUUUUGUGUUAUUAAAGUAUUAUUCUGUUUUGGUUGUAUGGUUUGAAGGUGGAGGGAGUUCAGCUGUUUGUGUCUGAAGCAGUGAGUCUGAAGGAGCCGCUGAGUGUGGUCAAG